Molecule: messenger RNA, 6156 nt
Organism: Dipodomys ordii (Ord's kangaroo rat)
Lineage: Eukaryota; Metazoa; Chordata; Mammalia; Rodentia; Heteromyidae
Gene: Arnt2
Product: aryl-hydrocarbon receptor nuclear translocator 2
Exons: 22
Coding region: 1-2709 (902 amino acids)
Biological process (GO): regulation of transcription by RNA polymerase II
Cellular component (GO): aryl hydrocarbon receptor complex; transcription regulator complex; cytoplasm
Molecular function (GO): protein dimerization activity; RNA polymerase II cis-regulatory region sequence-specific DNA binding; DNA-binding transcription factor activity, RNA polymerase II-specific
Source: RefSeq, a predicted model, not a curated record
AUGCCCAAACAUACUGUGACCGUCCCCUGUCUGCUGACUGUCCCCUGUCUGCUGACCGUCCCCUGCCUGCUGACCGUCCCCUGUCUGGUGACCGUCCUCUGUCUGCUGACCAUCCCCUGUCUGCUGACCGUCCCCUGCCUGCUGACCAUCCCGUCUGGUGACCAUCCCCUGUCUGCUGACCGUCCCCUGUCUGGUGACCGUCCCUGGCCUGCUGACCGUCCCCUGCCUGUUGACUGUCCCCUGUCUGCUGACCGUCCCCUGCAGCUGACCAUCCCCUGCCUGCUGACCGUCCCCUGUCUGCUGACCAUCCCCUGCCUGCUGACCCUGACCAUCCCCUGUCUGGUGACCGUCCUCUGUCUGCUGACCAUCCCCUGUCUGCUGACCGUCCCCUGCCUGCUGACCGUCCCCUGUCUGGUGACCAUGCCCUGCCUGCUGACCGCCCCCCGCCCGGUGACGGUCCCCUGUCUGCUGACCGUCCCUGGCCUGCUGACCGUCCCCUGUCUGCUGUCCAUCCCCUGUCUGCUGACUGUCCCCUGUCUGGUGACCGUCCUCUGUCUGCUGACCAUCCCCUGUCUGGUGACCGUCCUCUGUCUGCUGACCGUCCCCUGUCUGCUGACCAUCCCCUGUCUGCUGACCGUCCCCUGCCUGGCCCCCAGUUCUGCUCUCCUCAUUGUGCGUGAAGGAGCCGCACAGAGUUCUGCCUUUCAGAGGUCUACACUAAGGUUCUCAGGCAGCCAAAUUCUUGGACCUCCCACCUGCCUGCAGGUGACCAGAAGCCAGUUACAGAAGCUGCGAAACUACAAAAUGGCCUCAGACAUACCUGGAUCGGUGACCUUGCCUGUUGCCUCCAUGGCGGCCACUGGACAGGUGAGGAUGGCAGGGGCCAUGCCUGCUCGCGGAGGAAAGCGGCGUUCCGGAAUGGACUUUGAUGAUGAAGACGGUGAAGGUCCCAGUAAAUUUUCAAGAGAGAAUCACAGUGAGAUUGAGCGGCGCAGACGGAACAAGAUGACCCAGUACAUCACGGAGCUCUCAGACAUGGUCCCCACCUGCAGCGCGCUGGCCCGGAAACCGGACAAGCUCACCAUCCUCCGCAUGGCCGUCUCACACAUGAAGUCCAUGCGAGGCACAGGGAACAAGUCCACAGACGGGGCGUACAAGCCUUCCUUCCUCACCGAGCAGGAGCUAAAGCACCUCAUCCUUGAAGCAGCGGAUGGAUUUCUGUUUGUAGUGGCUGCUGAGACAGGACGAGUGAUUUAUGUGUCAGAUUCUGUCACCCCUGUUCUGAACCAACCCCAGUCAGAGUGGUUUGGAAGCACCCUCUAUGAACAAGUGCAUCCAGAUGAUGUGGAGAAGCUGAGAGAGCAGCUGUGCACCUCGGAAAACUCAAUGACAGGCCGGAUCCUGGACCUGAAGACGGGGACGGUCAAGAAGGAGGGGCAACAGUCCUCGAUGCGGAUGUGCAUGGGCUCGCGGCGCUCCUUCAUCUGCAGGAUGAGGUGUGGAAAUGCCCCCCUGGAUCACCUGCCCCUGAACAGAAUAACCACCAUGAGGAAAAGGUUCAGGAACGGACUUGGCCCUGUGAAAGAGGGUGAAGCCCAGUAUGCUGUGGUCCACUGCACAGGGUACAUCAAGGCCUGGCCGCCGGCAGGAAUGGCCAUCCCUGAUGAAGAUGCUGAUGUGGGACAAGGCAGUAAAUACUGCCUCGUGGCAAUUGGGAGGCUCCAGGUGACCAGCUCUCCUGUGUGCAUGGAUAUGAACGGGAUGUCGGUGCCCACAGAGUUCUUGUCCCGGCAUAACUCUGAUGGGAUCAUCACGUUUGUGGAUCCAAGAUGUAUUAGCGUGAUUGGCUACCAACCCCAGGGCGUGACCCGGCAACUUCAGCAGCAGCAGGCGGAACUGGAAGUGCACCAGAGAGAUGGGUUGUCAUCAUACGACUUAUCCCAGGUCCCUGUCCCUAAUCUGCCUGCUGGUGUUCACGAGGCUGGGAAAUCUGUGGAAAAGGCAGAUACAAUCUUCUCCCAGGAAAGAGACCCUCGGUUUGCUGAGAUGUUUGCAGGCAUCAGUGCAUCGGAGAAGAAGAUGCUGAGCUCUGCCUCUGCUGCAGGCACCCAGCAGAUCUACUCCCAAGGGAGCCCAUUCCCCUCCGGGCACUCGGGCAAGACCUUCAGCUCUUCAGUGGUUCACGUGCCUGGGGUGAACGAUAUUCAGUCCUCCUCUUCAACUGGCCAGAACAUAUCCCAGAUCUCCCGGCAGCUAAACCAGAGCCAAGUGGCGUGGUCGGGCAGCCGCCCACCCUUUCCAGGGCAGCAAAUCCCAUCCCAGUCCAGCAAGACCCAGACAUCUCCCUUUGGGAUUGGAACAAGCCACGCUUACCCAGCAGACCCCUCUUCAUACAGCCCUCUGUCGAGCCCUGCCACCUCCUCCCCAAGCGGGAGUGCCUACUCCAGCCUGGCCAACAGGACUCCAGGGUUCGCUGAAAGUGGACAAAGUAGCGGGCAGUUCCAGGGGCGGCCCUCGGAAGUCUGGGCACAGUGGCAAAGCCAGCACCACGGCCAGCAGAGCGGUGAGCAGCACUCCCACCAGCAGCCCGGUCAGACUGAAGUGUUCCAGGACAUGCUGCCCAUGCCCGGAGAUCCGACCCAGGGGACUGGCAACUAUAACAUCGAGGACUUUGCUGACCUUGGCAUGUUUCCACCAUUUUCUGAGUAGCUGUGGGCAGAGUGAGCUCCUGCCACCAUUCCGUGACAUCGCCACCCACGUGAACGAGGUCUCCCUCACCCAGCUUGCCUAGCGCAGGACCCCCACACCACAAGCACCUUUGCCCUCGCGACCCCCAGGCACUGCCCUCCUCAGUUCUAACGUCAGCCAAGGCUUCUUGGCCACCACCCGGGGCCCUGCUAGACACCGGAGGGCCGGUUGUAUUUAUUGUGUUCUGUCUGGGUGUGCUUAGGAGGUGAGCCUGUUGAGUCCUGGCAUUUGGUUGUGAAUAAUCUCUUAGCGGACCAUUUACACCCCUACAAAGUUCGGUCAGGAUCCAGAUUGGUAUGGCAGGCUUGGCUAAGACCAGAAAUCAAGCUUCCUCCUGCUUCUCACGUCUGCUGGAUGGUGUCCCACCAAGGCGGGAAAACCAGCAAGUGGGAUACAGAGCCUGAGGCAAGGUGCACGGGACUCAGUGCCUGCCCCCGCCACCAUGCCCUGCUGGCCUGCCGGGGCCCAGCGUGCCCUGGGGUCCAGGGUCCUUGUGCAGUGAGGCCUGAACUUCCAUCCUCAGGGCUGUGCUGUGCUGUGUCUGUCGUGUGUGUGUGUGUGUGUGUGUGUGUGUGUGUGUGUGUACAGGAAAGUGCAGCCCCUCAACCCACACAAACAAGGCCGGAGAGCCGGGCUGAGUUGGGGCUGGUGACCUGUCCUUUACAAGUGAGUUCAUAGGCCCACGUCCCUACUAAAGAUUCAGAUACUCUUCUUCAAAGAGCCAGUCCUUCCUCCACCCUGAACCCCGUGGAAACACCGGGCCUAUGCGCAUCUAUGUCCUGAUUCCAUGUAGGUGACUCCCACGGUCCCUUGUCCCUUCCCAGCACACAUGGAGGUCACGUAGCUGGGGCCCUCUACAGGUUUGGAUGGUGGGAGCAGCACCCUUGCACGGAGGAAGAUGCUCUCAGUCACUUUCCUUUGGGCCUCUUGUCUUCCCCUGGCUGGGCAGGGUGGCUCCUCAGAGGGUACACAGUGCAAAGGAGGGACAGACCACUCUGCUCCUGCUACACAUGCUCCAAGGCCUUGGAUCCCAGCUAGUCUACAGGCAUGACAAUAAGCCAGCCUUGGGCUCCCAGCCAACCCAGAGGCUUCUGCCUGGACCACGGUGAGUCCAGGAUGCUUGGCUUGCUGUUCUGUCCAGAUGCGAGACGAGUUUAAGGCCCACACUCCUGUUUUCAUGUCUCUGGACCCUUCCCACACCCUGUACUCCAGUCAGGGCUAAGUUUCCCUCUUCUUCUUAUAUAUACCAUCAUCUCCAGUUCCUCAACACUACGCAUUGCCACCAAUGCAUAGUGAUGCAUCUCUCCCACAUGGGUGGGAGAGAAGCCACCUGGCUGCCGGAGGCAGACGAGAGCUCACCCUCUGAAUGCCCAGGGCAUUCCCACAGCCACGAAGACCUUGCAUGGUGGUUGCUGUGCUCAGAGGCCUCCCUGGCCAGGCACCUGAGAGGGUAGGGAGAGUGGGAGGGAUGGCGAGACCCUGCCUUCAUGUUUGGAAAGCCCUGGCUGGCAUCCGGGGGCAGCCACAGGCCACGCUCCUGCAGAGCCUCACCUGUGCAAGCCCAGCAUUGCUUGGUAGAAGGUCCUUGGCUGGCAGCCAUCCUCACUUGGUCCCAACUCCAACACUAACAACUCUGGCUAUGUAGUUUCUAGAGAGGCUUUGAUGCCUAUGGUAGACAGUUCUGACCCAGCGCUGCGUUUAACCCUAAGUGUGCUCACCCAGUCUCCGAUUUCCCACUGCAAUAGUGCCAAACCCUGGAGGACCGAGCAGGGCCGGCCCUGGGCAGGCCUCUGCUCUGCCCCGAGCGCCGCCUCUGACUUGGCAACCUUGACCUUGCCCUCCACAGUGAGCGUAAGUGUUGCUUUUUAAAGGCCCAAAAAUGACUUCGGGAACAACGAUCUUUCUUAGUGAAAUAAAAAUAAGCUUUUGGUGGCCUUUAGCUUAUGAAUUUGGAGUUUGGGGUUUGCCUUCUUUAUGAAGAAAAUUGUGUCUUUUUUGCAAAGCCACUGGAGGUGAGCACUUGGCCGUGGGGUUGCCUCGUGUCUAGGCUACGCCAAGCUCCAAGGGCCAGCAGAAGACACAGGACAGGGUCCUUGUUCGAAGCCAGAGGAGGAAGCUCUAGUAGUGUCUAAUGACCCUUGUUUGCAAAGGAGCCUGCACUCAGGCUGCUGGUCCUGAGUACCUAGCGAGGCGGUCUCAGCCUGGAAAUGUCCUACCUGCAUGGGACAGGAGAGAGGCGCUUAGCCUUUGUUUCUUCUGAGGGGUGGAACUUGCAGGCACCCUCACCCCACCGUCAGAUGAUGUUCUUCAGAAGAGAGCCCGAGGGGCGUGUGAGCCACUGGUAACAGCAGCAAACCACACCAACGCUCCACCACCACAGGCUAGGGGAGGUGACAGUAGCCAAGGAUGGUUCCAGAAUACUCUGCCUGUGUAUCAUUCCUCCCUCAUUUUGUUUCUAUUUUGGUUUCAGGGAUUGAGAGCACCAACAUCAAUAACUGUAUGGCUGUUCUCACUUCUUCUGUUCAACCCUUUUAUUAUUUUAUGAGUAGUGAGUAUUACAGGCAAUGAGGGCUCUGACCACUAACUUAUACUGAGGAACCAAAAUCUGGGGUUCUGCAGGUCAUCCACAGGUAUCGGUGUCCUUCAUCUUCAGCCCAGAGAUGAGGCAGCCUCCAAAAGCAAGUACUGGUCAACUCUUCCUGAGCAGUACUUGGUCCAAUGACCUGUGCUCAAGGAGGGGGCAUGCACCUGCCUGGGUCCACCUGCCCCUAACAUUUAAAACCUGUCACAUAAAGAACCAGGCAGAUACCUAGAAGCACCCAUCAGAAGUCAGGCUCUUUGUAUUGCCAGGAAGAGGUUCGAUCAUAGUGUGUGUGCUACUUUGUCAGGGGUCCUUUCUUUGUGCAUCACAUCCAAUGCACAAAACAGGUGUUACACACACCUGUGGCUUCAGCUUCUCAGACAGCUGAGGCAGGAAAGACUGAGCUACAUGGCUAUCUGCCCUUUCUGCUGGGAGCAGCUCUGGCUCCUUGCACACACAGGAGUGCGUAGGGCUUGUGGAAGACCUCGGCUGGUGGUCAAGCAGCUGGCCAAAGCCUGUAGGGCUUUGACUUUAGCAAGUGGAAGUUUUGCAGGCUUCAUGGAGGUGGGCAGCUGGCUUCCUUCAGCAACAUGCUUGCUUCAAGGGAAAAAAGACUUCACAAGCAGACUUCAGUGAGCAUAAGCACUUAAUCAUCGCUUUUAGCCUUUCUUCUUAUGGAUGUGACCAGUGUUGUGGGUAAUCAUUUGUAUUUCUUGAAUGUUCUUUAUGACUAACAGUUAUUAAGUGGAUUGUGUAUAUGUGUAACUAAUGUCAUUGCCUUUUAAAUUUCAUUACAAUAAAGCUGACUUUCCUCUGAACACAAAUGA